Ochlerotatus camptorhynchus is the source of this 1445-nucleotide messenger RNA. RefSeq lists its product as uncharacterized. The transcript has 5 exons. Lineage: Eukaryota; Metazoa; Arthropoda; Insecta; Diptera; Culicidae. The coding region runs from base 109 to 633 and encodes 174 amino acids. The record is from RefSeq and is a predicted model, not a curated record.
ACCGUGCUUGGUGAAGAAACUGAGAGUUCCCCAAAAUCGUUACAAUCUGUGAUAGUUUGAAAAGUGUAGGAAUUUUUGGAAAUCAAUUUGUUAAAAAAAUCAAAGAAGAUGCAAUACUCAAGUGCAAUCGUUGGUGUCGUGCUGCUGGUCGCCGUUGUGAGUGCAGAAUUUGGCUACUACAUCCCGAAGGCAUUCUACAAAAUCGACGAAAAUGGAUACAAAUCCCAAUUGACCUACAUCGAUAACCUGCCGCCAAUCUUCCAUCGCACGAGGAGAGCAGCCCAGCUGGGAGGAGUAAACUUCGGAUUCCCGAUCCAGUUUCCGUCAUUCCCGCAAAUUCCCGCCGCCGCCGGUCAGGGCAACUUCCAGGGAGUGCAGACCAGCAUCUCCAGUGGCGGUAACAACUUGGACAACCGCUUCGACGAGAGUGGCCAAUCGGUACAGACGACGUUCACCUCCUUCAGCAACAACAACGGACACUUCCUUCAAACGACGCACUUCGUGGACAAGGAUGGCAAGGUGACGACCCACAAGCACGAAUCGGGCAAGGAAAGUAAUUCCAACCCACAGUCGGACUCGCACUCGUCCUCUCCUUCGUCUUCUACUACUUCUUCACCCCCGAAGAAGAACUAAAUCUUCUAUCAAAUCAACUCGAAACUGCACAAUUAGCAUAGUCAUAAUGUGGAUGGAGAUGGGAGCGAGAAAUGUAUCGAAAAAAAAAACUGUAAUCUUGAUAGACACAUCCCGGCGUGCCUAGCUCCCAGCAUGUGUUUCGCGCAGGUAUCGAAGCCAUCCCAUUCAACAUUAGAGACAUCAUUCUUUGAAGUCCCAUCCACGCCGGAAACGUAAAACAUCCCAGUAAUUAAUUUGUCCCAGACAAACAAAUCCAACACCGCUGCCGACUUCGACAUCAUCCAAGAAGCAAAAAGCAUCAGAAAAAAAGUCGUAAUCCACUCAAAGCCUUCCUCCACACAAGAUCUAAGAAGCGCUCAGAUAACAAAAAAAAAUAAACUGGAACGCACAGGAAACGGCAGUGUGAAAUUAUACGCGCAAAUUACCGAUAUGCGAAGAAAGCAAAAAUCGAAAUUAAUCUCUCUUUUUCGUGUCACACACAUUUGACUGGCUGCUGCCGCGAUCAAAGAUGAUGAUGAGUAGCGAGCAAACCAGAAAGCCUAAUGGAAAGAAGAUACAUCUAACAGUAUAGAAAUCAAGCGAAGCAAAUUUUUCGGAAAGGAAGAAGACGAGCCACCAACGAUCAUCGACUAGAUGGCGCGAUGCGCGGAGAAUGCGAACUUCCCGAAAACUAAUUUAUUGUGUGUGUACUGAUUCGUAAUUUAAAAUGCCAAUUUAAGUUAAUGCCUAGAGUUUAGAUGAUAACACGAUACAAAAAAAAACAUAAACGAAAAGAAUCGUGAAUAAAGUAAUACAAAGUUAAGCAAUAAGAA